AUGCCCCCGUCGCACCUGCUCUUUCCAGACGCACGAAUUCGUGAUCAAACUUCGUCCAGCAGUCAUCGAGAUUUCGAUUCUACCGAAUGCGCCAUUUUCGAGAAAAGUUUCAUUUCGAAGCUCGCCGACGGCGCCAAGAAGAUCAAAGACAUUUUCACCUCAAAGUCCAAAGAGCCGCAAGGAAUACCUUUGGAAAGGUGGAACAGCACCGUCAAGCUCAUCGAGGAACUGGCAGAGAGACUCGUCACCAAGGACGGAUGGAAGACCAUCCAGUUCUCCGAGCUCACAAUAACGAGCCGUUCUGGUGGCCAAGGCUCGACAUUGUUCUUCGUGCCGUCCUCCGGGAAAGGCUGCCCCUUAGGCCCAUCGGGGCACGAAGGAGCGGUUGGGGUUCGAGAUCACCAUGACGAGCAAGUUCCAUCGGAAAGAAUUGCUGUUCGGGGUGUCUCCAAUUACACCAUCUGGUAUCAUGACCAAGCUGAUCCAGCAGGCCAACUGAUCGUAGUCGAGGCCAAGCGAGCGGAGACCUUGAGCGCCGGUCUCCCCCAAGUACUGGGCUAUAUGGGGGUAACCCAGAUCGCCAGGGGUUACGAGGGGAAAAGCCUCGGUGUUUGA
Aspergillus homomorphus CBS 101889 is the source of this 615-nucleotide messenger RNA. RefSeq lists its product as uncharacterized. The record is from RefSeq and is a predicted model, not a curated record. Bases 1 to 615 code for a protein of 204 amino acids. Lineage: Eukaryota; Fungi; Ascomycota; Eurotiomycetes; Eurotiales; Aspergillaceae. The transcript is spliced from 4 exons.